Monopterus albus (swamp eel) is the source of this 5399-nucleotide messenger RNA. RefSeq names its product acyl-CoA synthetase short chain family member 2 like (gene acss2l). The transcript has 20 exons. Bases 466 to 2487 code for a protein of 673 amino acids. Gene Ontology annotation, molecular function: acetyl-CoA synthetase activity; AMP binding. NCBI's taxonomy places the organism in Eukaryota, Metazoa, Chordata, Actinopteri, Synbranchiformes, Synbranchidae. The record is from RefSeq and is a predicted model, not a curated record.
AAACAGGGUUGCACGUUCCCACCUACUCAUUCGCGUUCAACUAUAUGUGACUAUUGCGCAAUAUAAGCAGUUAUUUCCUAAUUACUGGACGUUAACCGUAGCCUACGGCUGUGUGACGUUCAUCGCAGGUUUUGAAAACAUCCUAGCCGUUCGUUGCCUGUCCUCUCCCAGAAAAGCCUAGCAAAACAUGCAAGCUUAGUUCUCAUUGGCUGAGCAGAGUCAUGUGACCGCUUGAGCUCCAUCGAGCUUAUAAGGUCUACGUCUGCUGGAUAGACUGUAGAUAGGCCUUGCUUGGAAAAAUAGUACCAUCAACAGCCCAGGGUGGGUUCUUCCAAUGAAAAAGUGGCAGUGCUGCACACUGUGAGCUGAUUGGCUGCCCUGGCACUAAGCAAACUGAGAGAAAGCCUGCAGCCCAGGGAUUAGAGCCUCAGAUGAUAUAGGCCUGUCUACAGCUGUCCUUCCAUAAUGGUUGUUCCUGAAACUCAGGACAAAAUGUACUACCCUCCUGAUGACCUGCAGAGGGAUGCUCAUGUGCCUGAGUUUAACUCUUAUCUGGCACUGUACAGAAAGUCUCUUGAGAAUCCAGAAGCUUUCUGGAAAGAGGUUGCUGAUGAGUUCUACUGGAAGAAGCCAGCAACAGGCCCAAUGCUGCAGUACAAUUUUAAUGUGACAAGAGGGAACAUAUAUAUCAAAUGCAUGGAAGGGGCCAAAACCAACAUGUGCUAUAACAUCCUGGACAGACAUGUGAGGGAGAGGAACCUUGGUGAAAAGGUUGCCUAUUACUGGGAGGGAAACUCACCUGACCACCACAUGACCAUCACCUACAGUCAGCUCCUGAGUCAAGUCUGCCGCUGUGCUAAUGUCCUCAAGAAAAUGGGUGUGAAAAAGGGAGACAGAGUGUCUAUCUACCUUCCCAUGAUCCCAGAGCUGGUUUACACUAUGCUGGCCUGUGCCAGGAUAGGUGCUGUUCACUCCAUCGUGUUUGCCGGUUUCUCCUCCGAGUCUCUGUGUGAGAGGAUUAUGGAUGCCCAGAGCAGCAUCCUGGUGACAGCAGAUGGUGUGUACAGAGGAGAUAAGCUGAUCAACCUGAAACAGAUUGUGGACGAGGCUCUGAAGAAGUGCAGGGAAAAAGCGCCACCUGGCGUCACUAAAUGCCUUGUCGUCAGGCACUAUACACUGAGGAUAAAAAGUGGAGCUGCAUGCAACAAACUGCAGACUCCCUGGAACUCAGAGUGUGAUGUGUGGUGGGAUGAGGAGAUGAGAGACUCUCCUGAAGAGUGUGAACCCGAGUGGCUGGACGCUGAGGACCCACUGUUCAUCCUCUACACCAGCGGCUCCACUGGCAAGCCCAAGGGUAUUCUCCACUCUGUUGCUGGGUAUCUGCUCUUUACAUCACUGACCUUCAAGUACGUUUUUGAUUAUCACCAUGACGACGUGUACUGGUGCACAGCUGACAUCGGCUGGAUCACCGGCCACUCCUACAUCACCUACGGCCCACUGGCAAACGGCGCUACGAGUGUUCUAUUUGAAGGUAUUCCAGUACACCCUCAUGUUGGUCGGUUCUGGGAGGUAAUUGAAAAGUACAAAGUCACCAAGUUCUACACAGCUCCUACAGCCAUCCGUCUGCUGAUGAAGUAUGGACACGAACCACUGCAGAAGUAUGACCUCUCCAGCCUGAGGAUUCUGGGUACUGUGGGUGAGCCGAUCAACCCUGAGGCGUGGCAGUGGUACCACGAGGUGGUUGGUCGGGGAAGAUGUCCCAUAGUCGACACUUUCUGGCAGACAGAGACGGGAGGUCAUGUUUUGACUCCUCUGCCUGCUGCCACACCACUGAAACCAGGCUCUGCUACUUUUCCUUUCUUUGGAGUGGAGCCAACCAUCCUCAAUGAACACGGAGAGGAACUGGAAGGUGAGGCCGAGGGUUAUCUGGUUUUCAGGAGGCCCUGGCCUGGAUUAAUGCGCACUGUGUACAGAGACCAGGAGCGCUUCGAGAGCACCUACUUCAGGAAAUUCCCAGGAUUUUAUGUGACUGGUGAUGGCUGCAGGCGGGAUAAAGAUGGCUAUUACUGGAUCACAGGCAGAAUAGACGACAUGCUGAACGUGUCAGGCCACCUGAUGAGCACAGCUGAAGUGGAGGCAGUUCUGAUGGAGCACCCAGCUGUGGUGGAGGCUGCAGUGGUGAGCCGGCCUCACAAGGUGAAGGGCGAGUGUCUCUACUGCUUCAUCACCCUCAAUGACAGCCUGGAGUUUAGCCACACAGUGGUGGAAGGGCUCAAAAGACUGGUGAGAGAGAAAAUCGGACCAAUCGCCACGCCAGACUUCAUUCAGAACGCUCCAGCACUCCCCAAAACUCGCUCAGGGAAGAUCAUGAGGCGAAUCCUCCGACAGAUCGCCCGCAAUGAGAAGGACCUUGGCGACCUUUCAACCCUGGCUGACCCAAAGGUGGUGGAGAUUCUCUUUAGCCACAGAUGUGAAGCAGCGGCCUGAACAAACACCUCUCUUCUAACUAUGCAACAGUACAGAUGAGGACAAUUACAAACUGCUGGUUCUGGAUCAACGUCUGAGUGUUUGUGUGUACCAUUUGGGACUGAAUGAAGGAGAUGGGGGCGGGGAUUAAGACACUUGAAAAAAAUCUAAUUAAAUCAAUGGUGGCUUCAUAUGGGGCUGUUACCAGCUUUAUAAUAUCUUUUAUGCAUCACAGUGCAUCUUUCUUCUACUUCUAGUCUUUCAAUAGAAAAGUCAGUGUUGUACAGCUUGUAUUUGACUGACUGAUGUGUAUUUUCAUUCUGGCACAUUAUGAUCUGAGAUUAAAGUGUCUAAUCUGUUUCUUGCCUUUGUCCUUCUACAUCCAAGCACAGCAGCUGUUCAACGCCCUCAUGUGGCAGGAAUCACGCUCUGCAGCUGCAGUCUGAUGGCUUUACUGUUUUCUCUAAAAGCCUUUUUAUCCUCCUGCUGAGGCAUUCUGCCUUUUGUCAUUUAAUGAUGCACGGAGCACACGAACACAGCUUUGAUGAUGUGAUCAGUGCAGCAGGGAGCAGCGAUUAUGGAAAACAGACAAGGAGGGAGGCUGUUUCAUCUUAAGUGCACUGGAUUCUUUUGAAAUUACAAGCAUUACUGAUGUUGAAAAGGACAUAAAAGGAGCAAUAAACUGUUUUUUAAGACAUUAGAUUGCAGCAGGUUGUUAUGAAAGUAGCUCAGAUGGACAUCUCUGUUAUCUUAUUGUUAACACUCGGCCACAUACGGUCAGUAGACUUCCUUUGUUGCUACCUCUACACCACUCCAUGUCGCUUGUGUGUGUAGGUGGGGACGGUGAGGAGAGAAGAGCCUAGAAACACAGGGACGGGCGAUGUUAUAUCAUCACCCCCAGCAGCAGAGAAGUGGUUACCAUGACAACCUCUUCAUCCCCAUCACCCUCUACCACUACCACUUCUUUAGCUGCUUCCAUCUCCUCCUCAUCUUGUGUCUCCCUUAGCCUCUGGUCACAACAGCAGUCCGCAGAUGUUUUGUAACCUGACAACGCUGACCAGGAAAAAAGUUUUAGCUACCAAAUUUGUGUAUAUGAUUUUCUGAUUUGGUUUGUAAUCAUUGCUUGUGAAUUACUGAGUAACUUGGGGUAGGUGGGGACCUUUUACACAUCUGUGGCCAGGGAGCCUCAUCUCAUAAUCUGUCCAUUCAUAGGAGAGUCCAGCAGUUAGAAAUGUAAGGGGUAAUAUUGUAGAUAAAUUAUUUACAAAUGUGUAUGGAGAGUUGUGAACCUGUAUCUCAAGAUGUGUGUAGGCUACUCAGACUUCUGAGAUCUGCAAAUAUGCAUUCAUAUUUGGGAAUGCAUACUAUGUUUCUUCACAUCUCACGUUUCCUAUGUUCAGAACAUGUUUUCUUUGUAGGAUGUACCGUCUGACUCUUCGCCAGCUUGAGUGACGGCCCUGUUUGUUUACACCCAGGUUCAAACGGUCAUCAUCGUCCUCCUCACAAUGGGACUGUCUGUUCACUCAUACAAUAGUGUGUUUCUUCUGGAGCUAAAAUCCCUUUAACAAAACUUGACAUCCAACUUCUGCCAUGCUGUUUCCCCAGCUGGAACACACUGUUAGCAGCCACUGCUCUGGUCUUUGGGCCCUGGCAGCAGGACGGGCUUUUUGUCACAUGAAUAAUGAUGUAACAGAAAGUGAGGACAAGUGAAAGGCCUCCAUGCAAAACUCUCACUCAAUAUUAAUUCUCCUCAGUGCCAAAGCUUUUGCCUGAGCUGAGAGGCUUUUUGUAUUGUUGACAUGACAACCUCUCAGCUAAUGGCACAGCCAGGCCCAUUGUGUCGCCCAUUGUCUGUUUGAGGCCUUUGUACACAGCUGCAGGCGUGUGCAAUUUGGGUCUAAUAUUUGACAGAUUGCAUGCAGAACAAGGCAGCGUGGAGCAUCAGAAAGGUUAAAUCUGUCAGCAGGACACAAGGAGAAUGAGAAGCAGUUUAGCAAAAUUGCUUAAAAUGUCUCUUUAUGCAUCUCAGGCUGCACAUGCAGGUUUUUAACUGUCUUGACUGCAGGUCACUUUAUUUCUGAUACAUUCAACCAGUGAACAAAAACAACGAUCCAUUAACCUUCCACAGAGGAUUUGCCUAUUCCUCAUGGUUUGUUAAUGUCUUUUGAUGCGUAUUCAUGUUUACUGCUCAGAAAUAUAAGUCAUUACAGAAGGUGACAUUUUAGGCAACAAAGCUGUAAAUCAGUAAUUUGACUAGUGUCACCUACUGAUGGAUUUUAAGAGCCAAAUCAAAAGACAAAACAAGUUACAGUGAAGGAUUUACACAAGCCAAAGGCAUUUUUGCAGCCUGUCAAGCCAAAACAGUUGGAAGGUGUAUAAAACGUUAGUCAGUAAAUCCUUCUUUUAAAACGUUUUUUAAAUGUCAUUUUUGGCUUUUACUGGUGAUAGUGAAGAAGCCGACAGGGCACAGAAGGAAAAAGACAGGAGUAUGACGUGCACAAAGGUCACUGAUUGGAAGCAAACCAAGGACGCUGCAGCUGCCUACUAGCAAAUAAUUGGUAAGGGAUGGUUCUUAUUUACAGGAAAUAGAAAUAAUUUUUAAAAAAUCCAAAGUGAAAAGGGGCAUCCUGGCUAUAAUAUUUUAAAAAUUAGCACUAAGAAAUUCCAUACACUGGCUAAAGCCAGAAACAACAACUGCUAAUUUUAGAGUUUAAAAAAGGUCAACCAUUUACACUGACGCCCAGUGUUCAGAUUUACUGUAGCUGUCAGCUGAGACAGCAGCUGCAAAACGCCAGAAAACAAGGCAUCAAGGUUCGUCUCAUCCAUCCCUUAUCUAUCCCACAGAAGAGGGUCACAGAGGGGCAGCUGGAGCCAAUCCCAGCUGACAUUGGGCGAGAGGCAUGGUAUACCCUGGAAGGUCGCCAGUUUAUCAC